This is a messenger RNA of Phascolarctos cinereus (koala), 3777 nucleotides long. Lineage: Eukaryota; Metazoa; Chordata; Mammalia; Diprotodontia; Phascolarctidae. The record is from RefSeq and is a predicted model, not a curated record.
GUAUGCUGGUCGCGAGCCUCGGAGAAGGCGGGAAGAGGUUGCUGCUACUGCUGCCUUCGCCGCUGGCGUUUCUCCACACUAGCACCCCCUGCCCCAUCUGCCCGGCCCGGAGCUGGAGGCCGAAACUGGCAGGGGUGGAUAAAAGAAUGGCGAACUCCUUUUCAGCACAGAACUUUGUUGCACUUCCAGAUCUGCGUCCAAAUCUGGCUCAUCCUAGUAUAAUCGGUAUGGUUAUUGGGAAAACAGAUGUCAAAGGCUUUCCAGACAGAAAAAAUAUAGGGUCUGAAAGAUACACUUUCAACUUCACCAUUCGAGAUUCACCAACUUAUUUUAUAAAUGUAACAUCCUGGGGAAAGGAAGAUUAUAUUAAAUCACUUUCCAAAAGCUUUAGAGUUGGUGAGUGUGUGAUAAUUGACAAUCCAUUAGUGCAGACAAAGGAAAUAGAAAAAGAAGAAAAAUUCAAUCCUACAACUCCAAGUUCCUAUAAACUGUUGCUCAGUGAGAAUCAUUCUGCAGUCAGAGUUUGCUCCAGCUAUCAAGUGGACAUUAAGUUACUUUCCUUGUUGCAUUUACCUAUAAAAGAUUCUCAGGAUUACUAUUCACUAGGUGAUAUUAUUGCAAAUGGUCAGACCCUCGAUGGAAGAAUUAUUAAUGUGCUUGCAAUCGUAAGAUCGAUUGGAGAACCGAAAUACUUUACAACCUCAGACAGAAGAAAGGGUCAGAGAUGUGAAGUAAAGCUAUAUGAUGAAACAGAGUCUUCUUUUGCAAUGCUAUGCUGGGAUAAUGAAUCUAUUCUACUUGCACAGAGUUGGAUACCACGAGAAACAGUAAUAUUUGCUGCAGAUAUAAGAAUAAAUUUUGAUAAAUUUCGAAGCUGUAUGACUGCAACUGUCAUCUCGAAAACCAUUAUCACAGCUAAUCCAGACACACCAGAAGCUAAUAUCCUAUCAAACUUUGCAAGAGAAAAUGCAGAAGCCACAGCUCUAGAUGAUGAAAUUGAGGCUCAAUUAAAAGAAUCCAUAAAUUUACAGGCAAUAGUUGAUGUGUAUACAGUAGAACAAUUAAAGGCAGUAGCCUUGAAGAGUGAGGGAAAAACUUAUCCCUUCUAUGGCAUCCUUUAUGCCCACAUUUCCACACUGAACAUUGAUAAUGAAACUGUGAAAAUAGCACGAAACAGAUGUUCAGGCUGUGGUUAUUUUGUAAGUGAAGCAUCUAGCACUUGUACAUCUUCAUUCUGCAACAAAGAUUCUUCAGGACAUAAAUCUGUAUUUCUCAGCUUUGAUUUGCUUAUUGAUCUCACUGAUCACACUGGCACUCUUCAUUCCUGUAGCCUUACAGGAACUGUUGCUGAGGAAACUCUAGGCUUCACGGUACAUGAAUUUCUUGCGCUAACAGAAGAACAGAAAACAACAAUAAAGUGGCAAUUUCUCUUGGAAAGAAGCAAAAUUUAUUUAAAAUUUGUGUUAUCACCCAAGGCAAGAGGUGGACUGAGAACUCAUGUGCUUUCAUGUAAGCUUGCUGAUCCUAUUGAAGCCAGUAGGAUAUUAUCUGGAAAAAGUAACAAAUUUGAAAAUCUGAAAAGCCAUUAGAAGUUUCAACUACUUUGAAAAAGGAAUAUGUUUUUUUUAAAAGUGAAAAAUAUUUAAAUUCUACUUUGUCCAAAUAUUGUAUCUUAUUGUUGUGGUAAAUUCUUAUAAUGUUUCCUUCUUCUCUUUAUUUAAGUUCAGUCUUUGCAGGGUUAGACAGAGAGUUGUGGGGAAAUGGCCACUGAACUCACAUUCUCUAAAAUUCUGUCUACUGGUUUAGGUACCAUAUUUCUUCCAAAGGGCAUUGGAACAUGUUCAUCAAGACUAAUAAACCUUAUAGAUCUUUCCUACCAGAAUGUGUGAGUUCCUUUUCCUAGCCACUUUGUGCUUCCCAUAUCCUCCCCCCAACUUUAUCUUUCCAGAAGAAAAACUUUAUAGCUUAAAAUCUUAAUUUCACUGCAGAAUGAAUGUGGCUUUCUAAAGUAGAAAAAUAAUAUCUGUGACAUGGAAAGAGAAUUGUCAUCAGUGUCAGAGUGAAAGUUGAAGUAGUCCAUGGACAGUAUGGUAUAACUGAUUUGACAGUACCUUCCUGGGGGGAAAGUCUACCUUCUAUGAUGGCAAAACAGCAUUAUCCACGUUUUACUAAAGUCUUGAUGACUUGCAGAUUUACAUUUAAGAGUCUUGAGUCACCUGGGAGGAGAUUGGCUUCAAAGGUUUUACUAGUUUAGAGUAGUACUGUAGUCCCAGGAACUUUAAAGGUUUUAGAAAUUCCCAAGGAUAUUAAAUUAUGAGUCUCUCUUAACUCAGUUUUUCUCAUACCUGCACCAAAGAAGUUGAUCAGUUAUGAACAGCAACACAUAGCUCUUGGUGUUCUACUGUACAGAACUCAAAUUGGGAAGAUCAACUACUAUAAUGAACAUUGUUCCACAGUGUGUAAGAAUUAUGUCAACAUUUGGGGGCCAGUAAUUCAAAAGUUAUCACUUCAUCAUCAAGACUGAAUGUAUAAAGUAAGUGAAAAUCUUUUAUAAUCUUAGUGUUGGCAGAUAGAACUUGUACUCAAUUUAUCAAUGAAACCUGCUUUAUCAUAUCUUUGUAGUAUGUCAUAUUUUGUGAUAUAUGAUUCAAUCCAAAUUCAAGUAAUAAUAAGACAUGUUAGAAAAUUGUCUUUUCAGUAUGGCACAAUGGAGAGAACUCUGGAUUUGGAGUCAAAAGAUGUGGAUUCAAGUUCUAACUUGGCCAUUUACUUAUUUGUGUGACCACAGUCAAGUUCCUAAACAAUGGCGGCUCAUUCAGCUUUAAAAUUAAUAUAGUAAUACCUGUAAUGACUACCCCAAAGGGUUGUUAUAAGGAAAUGCUUUAUAAAUCUUAAAGUUCUAUAUAAAGUAUGAAUUAUUAUUGUUGCUAAAAUAAGCUUACAUCCUCAUGGAAGUACAUGGACUAUUCUACCAAUAUACUAAAGAACUGCUUCCCUUUUGCUAGAGUGACCUUAGUUCCUAGGAAUGCAUAAAACCAUAGAUUUAGAGCUAGAAAGACCUUAGAGGUCACCUAGUCCAAUCCCCUCAUUUCACAGAAGAGGAAACUGAGGCCCGGAGUGAUUAACUUACCCAAGGUUACACUGGUAUUGUGGGUCCCCUUACACUGUGACCGUGGCAAUUCAUUUCAUAGUGUAUGCUUUGUGGUUUCUAUAAUCCUUCUUACUGUAUUUAAAGGGAUAUGUUUGCUUCUCGAAUUUUGAAACUGCAAAUCUCAGCCUUUCUCACUUUGUCAAAUAUAAAUGAAUUUAUAAUAUCAUUGUGAGAAAAUAUGCCUAUGUACACCUAUAUUUAUACAUAGCCAUAUUAAUAAUUAAAAGAUUAUAGAUAUUAGAAAUUUAUUCUCCCUCCCCUAUAGAAUCUGAUAAUUCCUAUCCAUAUGGGAAAAAGCCAUAAGUACCUUCUUUGAUCUUCACUUGAGAAAUCCAGUGACAUUAUUUUGACACAAGUGAUCGAUAAAUCUUAUAAGGAAAGAUCUUCCAUGUCCCCUGUAUGACUCUAAACAUUAGGCUAUAAGCCAGAGUGUGGUUAUCUAUGUUGACCUGAGAAUUUAGCCAGUUCUCAGGAGAUGUGCUCUGGGAACCUGGCCAGUUCAUCAGAACAUAUCAGGUUAAUUAACAUUCUAAUAUGUUUUGCUUGCUCCAGGAACUUGGCCAGUUCCUGGACCAAGUAAAAACAUCUACUAGAAUCAUGGGCACCUCCUGGCAUGGGGCCUUCUU